Trematomus bernacchii (emerald rockcod) is the source of this 2631-nucleotide messenger RNA. It is a transcript of the gene prss35, whose product is annotated as serine protease 35. The transcript has 2 exons. NCBI's taxonomy places the organism in Eukaryota, Metazoa, Chordata, Actinopteri, Perciformes, Nototheniidae. The record is from RefSeq and is a predicted model, not a curated record. Gene Ontology annotation, biological process: proteolysis. Bases 195 to 1469 code for a protein of 424 amino acids. Gene Ontology annotation, molecular function: serine-type endopeptidase activity.
CCGGCCGCGACUCUCUCUCAGAGGCAGCAAUGAGGAGGAGGGAUCGUCGCCCUGCUGAUACCGGGAGGAUGCAGUAACACCCGUUUGUCUUCUAGUGGGAUCAUAUUUGUAUAUUUCUCGGGAAAACAAACAAUACGUUGCGGAUUUGGCCUGUCCAUCACUCGGAUGCAAGCAGAGCCCGCCCCAACUUAACAAUGGGCCCCAUUCCCCUGUGUGUGCUGCUCCCAGUGACGGUGCUGGCUGUGGUGCUGGCUGUAGCUGCUGAGGAGAAUGCAGUUGACGACGAGUAUACCUGGCCACAGUGGAAGGUGCCUCUGGUAAGGCAAAGACACACUGUCCCUCUAAGCAGUUCAAACUUUUCCGCGCAUCCUCAGGCGCAGCUGAGCGGGACCUGUGGGAUCGAGUGUCAGCGUCGCCUUCCUGCUUCCUCUCUGGCUGACCUGGAGCAGUUCCUGUCCUACGAGACGGUCUAUGAGAAUGGUACGCGCACGUUUACCUCCGUUUCUGUGCAGGGCCUGAAUGAGGUUGCUUCCUUGUCCCAAAACGUCUCAUCUAGGUCCCGGCAAAAACGCGAGGUGUACGGCACUGAUACCCGCUUCACCAUCUCUGAUAAGCAGUUCUCCACCAAAUAUCCCUUCUCCACCUCUGUGAAGAUCUCCACAGGAUGUUCUGGGGUUCUUGUGUCGCCUAAACAUGUUCUGACUGCUGCCCACUGCAUCCAUGAUGGGAAGGACUAUCUAGAUGGGGUGCAGAAGCUGCGAGUCGGUAUUCUCAAGGAGAAGUCCAGACGAGGGAAGGGAGGCAAAGGUAGAGGAGGGCGGGGAAAGGGCAAAAGGAGAAAGGGAGACAAAGAUGAAGAGGAAGCGCAAGAGAAGGAAGGGGACGAUGGUAAAGGAGACCGUAAAGGAAAAGGGAAAGGAAGAAAGAGCCGCAGUCGACGAAGUGCAGAAUCGGGGAAACCUUCCUUCAGGUGGACGGGGGUCAAGAAGACCCAGGUGCCUAAGGGCUGGUUCAAAGGUGUGUCUGAAGGACUGACUGCAGAUUAUGACUAUGCUGUUUUGGAGCUGAAGAAAGCACCUAAAGUCAAGUACAUGGAUCUGGGAGUUAUCCCCUCUGUGAAGAAGCUUCCUGCUGGGAGGAUCCACUUCUCUGGCUUCGAUGAUGACCGUCCUGGAAACCUGGUGUACCGAUUCUGCUCCGUCUCUGAUGAGUCAAAGGAUUUGUUGUACCAAUACUGCGAUGCCAAACCGGGCUCCAGUGGCUCCGGAAUCUACAUCCGUCUCAAAGAGCCAGGCAAGAAGAAGUGGACGAGGAAGAUCAUCGGGGUUUACUCUGGGCACCAGUGGGUCGAUGUUAACGGGAACGGGAUGCAGCAGGAUUACAACGUGGCGGUCAGGAUAACACCCCUCAAAUAUGCCCAGAUCUGCUACUGGAUCCAUGGGGACUCAAGUCUGUGCAAGGUAGCUUAGAAAAACACAGGAUCCCCCCUGGACCACCAACCCUCUCCCAUUCCACCUCUAUACUAAAGGCACCCUCCCCACUCUCCAACCAGGGGCCCCGACGACUGCCUCUCCCAAUCCUGCCUCCCUUUUUACCUCCUGUGCCUCCCAGUGACUCCUGUUACACAGAUCUAAGAUCACACACACAGCCCACAUUCAGCCAUACAGACUCAGUGUUGACAACAACCGGAAUUUGUCUUCGUCAAGAGAACUGUGGCUGGUCAGCUUUUCUAAUUUAUUUGCUAAGAAAAUGGAGAAAAAAAUAUGUAUUAUGUGUAUUUUGCUGUUUUGCUUUCUAUUUGGAUUGUUUUGUUCUAGGAUUUGACCUUUUUGGAUACAAUGUUGUAAAGGUUGUGUAUUCAAAUGUUAAUGAGCGAAGGCCCAGGUACAUUUAUUCUAUUCAAACUAGGCUUUUUAUGGAGAAAGUUUCCAAGUGUUCUCCACCACUGUAAAGAAGAGCGCGUGCAUUGGCUUUGACAAAAGACCCAGAAGAAAUGUAUGUAACUUUUGUUUCGCAAAUGAACUAUAUAAAGAUAACAUUUUUUAUAAACAUUUUAAUUGAACAAACUGGUGUUUUGCAUUUUGUAGAUCUAGAACUUUGUUUUUUACAACUACCUUUUAAAAAAAAUAGAGAAAGGGUCAUUAUGGAUCCUGGAUAGAUUUCUUAUCUGAUUAGUGAAUCACACCAUCUUUUCUCUGUUCUCGCAACACAGUGAAAUGGGGUUUCAUUGUUGUGCACAUAAUUAUACCGGUGCUUAUCCAGAAAACGUGGUGCUAAUUUAUGAAACUGUAAACUCUAUUGGGGGGGGCGGGGGUGGGGAUUUCUCAGAAUAUAUUUUGAUAGCCUAGUGCAGUUACUAUGUAUUUUAUGUGAGGCUACAUAUGUGGGUUUUGUUAAAAUGGGAAUGAACCAUUUAAUGAUAUACUUGAGCUGUUGAUAUUUCUCUAAUUCUGUUGGUUAAUAAGAUUACAAAGGCAAUGUUGCUAUAUAAUAACAAAUUAAAUCUGGGAUGUGAUGUUUUUUACUUUUUUGUUGUUUCUGUCCAAAAAUUAUUCGUAUCCUUUUGAAUACCAAACACCUGAUAUUAAUGAUGCGGAUUGAUGACUACCAACCAUUAAAUCAAGAUUACUA